Beta vulgaris subsp. vulgaris (sugar beet) is the source of this 1840-nucleotide messenger RNA. Its product is annotated as 3beta,22alpha-dihydroxysteroid 3-dehydrogenase. Gene Ontology annotation, biological process: brassinosteroid homeostasis; multicellular organism development; sterol metabolic process. Lineage: Eukaryota; Viridiplantae; Streptophyta; Magnoliopsida; Caryophyllales; Amaranthaceae. The transcript is spliced from 8 exons. Gene Ontology annotation, molecular function: heme binding; oxidoreductase activity, acting on paired donors, with incorporation or reduction of molecular oxygen; monooxygenase activity. The coding region runs from base 101 to 1522 and encodes 473 amino acids. The record is from RefSeq and is a predicted model, not a curated record.
UAAACACUUAUAUAACUCCCUCUCUUACUUUCUCUCUCCUCAAACUCAACUUUCCCCUUAAACCAUAAAACCAUAAAACCAUAAACCAAAAAAUAAAAUAAUGGACCUCAUCCUAACACUCACACUCACUUUCACCACCAUUUUCUCUCUCCUCCUCCUCAUCUACCUCCACCGCAUUCGGGCCCGACAAUCCCUCCCACCGGGCCAAACGGGCCUUCCCCUAAUAGGGGAAACUCUUCAACUCAUAUCCGCCUAUAAAACUGAAAACCCGGAACCGUUUAUAGACUAUCGGGUGAAGAAAUUCGGGCCGAUUUUUACUACUCAUGUUUUCGGCGAAGCGACUAUAUUUAGCGUCGAUCCUGAUGUUAAUCGGUUUAUACUUCAAAAUGAAGGGAAAUUGUUUGAGUGUAGUUACCCGGGUUCGAUCUCGAAUCUACUUGGAAAAUACUCACUACUUUUAAUGAAAGGAAAUUUGCAUAAAAGGAUGCAUUCUCUUACUAUGAGUUUUACUAAUUCUGCUAUUAUUCGUGACCAUCUUUUGCUUGAUAUUGAUCGAUUGAUCAGCUUUAAUUUGAACUCUUGGCCAUCCAAAGUUUUGCUUAUGGAAGAAGCUAAGAAGAUUACAUUUGCAUUAACAAUGAAGCAGCUACUGAGCUUUGAUCCUUGUGAGUGGACGGAGAGCGUUAGAAAAGAGUACCUACUUGUCAUUGAUGGCUUCUUCAGCAUUCCCCUGCCUUUCUUCUCAACCACCUAUAAUCGGGCUAUUAAAGCUAGGACGAAAGUGGCCGAGGCACUUGGCUUGGUGGUAAAGGAGAGAAGACGAGAGAAGGAGCGAGGGGAGAGAAAAAACGACAUGUUAGGGGCAAUGCUCGAGGAGGAAGCCGGUGGCGGACUUUCCGACGAGAUGAUAGUGGAUUUCCUAGUGUCUUUAUUGGUGGCAGGCUAUGAAACCACCUCCACAACUAUGACUCUAGCAGUGAAAUUUUUAACUGAGACUCCACUUGCUCUUGCUCAAAUUAAGGAAGAGCAAGAAAAGAUAAGAGCUCAAAAGGGUGAAGAUGAGCCUUUGCUAUGGACUGAUUACAAAUCAAUGCCCUUCACUCAAUGUGUUGUGAAUGAGACGUUGCGAGUCGCAAAUAUCAUCGGAGGCAUAUUUAGGCGUACUAUAUCAGACGUUCACAUUAGUGGCUAUACAAUACCAAAAGGAUGGAAAGUGUUUGCGGCAUUUAGAGGCGUACAUAUGAAUGAUGAAUACUUUAAGGAUGCUCGAUCGUUCAAUCCUUGGAGAUGGCAGAGCGAUACAGUAGCGUGCCCUCCAAGUGCAUUUACUCCAUUUGGCGGAGGCCCAAGAUUGUGCCCGGGAUAUGAGCUUUCUAGGGUCUCAAUAUCCGUCUUCCUCCACCACCUCGUCACCAAAUAUAGUUGGGAGCCUGCCGAAAAGGAUAAAUUGGUCUUUUUUCCAACAACUCGGACACAGAAGCGAUACCCCAUUUACGUGCACCGACGAAAUCUAGACAUGUAAAGAGGAAAACGAGGGAUGUGAGAGUUUAGAGUAUAGGAAAGUUGUAAAGAAAAGGGGAGAAAAAAAGAAGAAAAAAAAUGAACCGUACAUGUUCUAUGGAAAUAAGGUGAAACAAAAAAUUGAGAUAAAAUUAGCUGAGAGAUAAAAUUGGUUUAUAUCUAUGAGAUUAAGCUGCUCUAGUUGUUCAGUAAAAAGAAAUGAGCAGUUACUCAUGAUUCUUUUGGUGACUAAUAUCCAAUAGUAAACAUUAGAACUUACACCAUUGUAAAUGUUUUUACCAAUUUCUAUUAGUUAGAUCUAAUUUCUUCUUUAUGGUCA